GAAGAACGAAAAGGAGUAUCAUUUGUUGAAUUACAAAAGAAAGAAGGAUGUGGUUUAGGACUAACUGUAUCAGGAGGUACAGACAAAGGUUGUCUAGCUCAGAUAUCACAUUUACGACCUGGUGGAAUAGCUCAUAGAUCUGAUUCAUUAGCUGUUGGUGAUAUUAUUAUAUCAGUUAAUGGUAUUCGUACAGCCAAUCUGAAACAUGAUGAAAUUAUCAAUCUAUUGAAAAAUGCAGAAGAAAUGAUAAUAUUAGAGAUAGAAUAUGAACUGCCCGAAGCAGCGUUAAGGGCUCAUUCUGUCCAUUGUAAAUGUCAAGAUGUGACGUUACCUAAAGAAGGUACAGGGUUUGGUUUUCUCUUACGAGGUGGAAUGUUUAUUGAUACUAUGAAAGCUCAUCCUCUGAUGGUAACCAAUAUACGACCUGGUGGACCAGCAGAUAGAGAAGGAUCAAUAAAAGAAGGAGAUAGAAUAAUAGCUAUGAAUGGAUAUAGAGUAACACAUCUUAGUUUGAUGGAAACUAUGACAUUAAUACACCAAGUAGAACAAGAGGCUACGUUCAGUGUGGAAUAUGAUGUCUCAUUCAUGGAAGAAGUACAGAAUGCUAAUGGUCCUAUACUAGUAGAAAUAGAUAAAAUACCUGGUACAGCACUGGGUAUAAUGCUAUCACAGAGUGCUUAUCUUGGGAGACGGUGUGUCUGUGUGGAUUGUGUUCAUUCUAUGAGUGUAGCUGAUAGAUGUGGUGCAAUUCAUGAAGGUGAUCAUAUUUUAUCAAUAGAUGGAGCUAGUGUAGAACAUAUGUCUGUUGCCGAGGCAACCCAGCUGUUGAAGUCAGGUAACCAGGAACAGAUUCGACUGGAAAUAUUACCGGUUUAUGUGCACUAUAAUUUCAUUCCAGUUCUAUUGCCUGCACAUUCUACUGCUACCUUGCCUUCUAUAUCUCCUUCCUCUUCCUCAACCACUGGUUUCGGUACUAUGCCUACUGCUGGCUUUACACGCUCUGCUCUGAGUGUAGCUAAUCAGUUUGGUACUAUUAGUUCAAGGGGCUCUGGUAGAAGCAAGAGAAACUGGAUUCCAUCAGCAGCUACAUGUCAGUCAGUAUUAUUGAAUAAUAAUCAAGUCUGUCACCCAGAAACCACAGAAGUUAUAGUUUUCUCUGAUCAUCGUGGUAUAGGUCUGACAUUAGAUGGUGGUGUCUUUUCUACUACUAUACUCACUGAACCACCAAUAGUUGCUCAAAUAGAACAUAAUAGUGCUGUAGAAAAGUGUGGUUUAAUACAAGUUGGUGAUAGAAUAUUAUCUGUUAAUGGUGUGGAUAUAGCAGAUAAAUCAUUAGAAGAAGUCACUCUAAUGUUACGUGACUCAAGACCAAGAUGUGUGUUAGAAAUAGAAUUUGAUGUUACAGAAUCAGUAACUAUGAGUUCUGGUACCUACUGUGUUAGAUUACCAAAACCUACCGGUGGACUUGGUUUUACUAUAAAUGCUCCUUUGAGAAGAAAUUCGGGAGAUCCAUUAGUAAUAACUAAUGUAAGAAAAGGCAGUGUUGCAUACAGGUGUGGUUCUAUUCAGCCCGGUGAUCAUCUGUUAGCUAUCAAUGAUAUUAAAACUAUCAACUGUACUGUAGAAGACGCUGCACAUUUACUACAAACAGCUGAUGAUAUUAUAAAGUUAAAAAUCAAACGAGAAGACCCAUAUACUGUUGAAUGUAGUUCAGAUAGUGUGACAUAUACAGUAGAAUUACAGAGAUUUGGUGGACCAUUAGGUAUAACUAUAUCUGGUACAGAAGACCCAAUGGAUAAUAUCUUUAUCUCAGAUUUAAUACUGGGUGGUUUAGCUGAAAGGACUGGAGCUAUAAGAGUAGGAGACAAUCUACUAGCUAUCAAUGGCAGAUCAACUAAAUAUAAACGCUUAUCAGAGGCUAUUCAGAUGUUACAGAAUGCAGGAGAAGUGGUCACUUUGAAAAUUUCAAGAAAGGUUUCAGAUAGUAAGGGUAAUGGUAAGUUUUUACUUCCUGGUAGUGACAAAAAUAAUAAUAAUUCUAAUCAGAGUGAAAUUGGUAAACCACUAACACAGAGUACAGGAUUGGACAGUGCUCUGGAGUCAUGGGAUAGUUCUGGACCAGAAAUGGGCAGUGUUCAUCACAACCAAUCCAAAUUAUCUUCUUCUAGACCUAAAGUUCCAGAGAAAAGACGCAAAUCAGAGGGUUUAGCUGAUUUACAGAUGUCAGACGGCGAAUGGGACAACCACUCAGCUAGUAACCAUAGUUACUCCAGUAGCAACCCAGAAGAUGAUUGGGUUGGCACUUUUGAAGAUUUCAUGCAUGGAACAGGAUCAGAGAUGCUGAAGCAGAUUGGCUUAAGUUUGAGGGACCGUAGCACUAGUAGCUUGGACCGUAGGUCGAGAGCAUCUGAACCUAAUGAUCGUUAUGUGAGAUCCAAGAGUACAGGCAGAUUUGGAAGAAGUGCUAUUUCUCAUGAUUCUCUCAGUAUUCAUACUCAAAUGUCUCAAGCCAACAAUUCUAAAACUGGUAAUAAAUCAACCAGUGAACAUGUACAAACUAUAUUUACCCCAACACCUAUUCAGUUACACCGAGUUAAGGUGGUGAAGAAGGCCAGUGAGGAAUAUGGGUUUGGGUUAUCAGAUGGCAUGUAUGAGAAAGGUGUUUUUAUCAGUGGUAUUAAACCAGCUAGUCCUGCCUCUAAGGCUGGUUUGAGAGCUUAUGACCGAAUUUUGCAGGUAAAUCGUAUAAAAACUAAAGAUUACAGUUGUCGUCACACUUUACCUCUGAUUGCUGAAUCUGGUAACAAACUUCAUCUUGUAGUAUGUCGAAAUCCAUUG
This is a messenger RNA of Lottia gigantea (owl limpet), 2838 nucleotides long. RefSeq lists its product as hypothetical. NCBI's taxonomy places the organism in Eukaryota, Metazoa, Mollusca, Gastropoda, Lottiidae. The record is from RefSeq and is a predicted model, not a curated record. Gene Ontology annotation, molecular function: protein binding. The transcript is spliced from 19 exons. Gene Ontology annotation, biological process: neurotransmitter receptor transport, endosome to postsynaptic membrane. The annotation marks the transcript as partial.